Messenger RNA from Neltuma alba, 1185 nucleotides. RefSeq names its product ras-related protein Rab2BV. Gene Ontology annotation, molecular function: GTP binding; GTPase activity. The transcript has 3 exons. Lineage: Eukaryota; Viridiplantae; Streptophyta; Magnoliopsida; Fabales; Fabaceae. Bases 127 to 777 code for a protein of 216 amino acids. The record is from RefSeq and is a predicted model, not a curated record.
GCACUCCUCUGUAACCUCUCCACUCUUUUCAAUCUCUAUUCCCUCUGUUCACCGUCGCUUCAUCACUUGCCUCUUACCGUCUUUUAUGAUCUGGGCAGGUUUUACGUGGUAUCGGGUGUUGGAAAUAUGGCAUAUAAAGUCGAUCAUGAAUACGACUAUCUUUUCAAGAUAGUAUUGAUUGGGGAUUCUGGUGUCGGAAAAUCCAAUAUCCUUUCUAGGUUCACGCGAAAUGAGUUCUGUUUGGAAUCCAAAUCUACCAUUGGGGUAGAAUUUGCUACGAGGACAUUGCAGGUGGAGGGGAAGACUGUAAAGGCACAAAUAUGGGACACUGCAGGUCAAGAGAGAUACCGAGCAAUCACAAGUGCCUACUAUAGAGGAGCUGUUGGAGCCUUGUUGGUCUAUGACAUAACGAAAAGGCAAACAUUUGAAAAUGUGCAGAGGUGGCUUCGCGAACUAAGGGACCAUGCAGAUUCUAACAUUGUUAUUAUGAUGGCUGGAAAUAAAUCUGACCUGAAUCACUUAAGAGCAGUUGCUACUGAAGAUGCUCAAAGUUUGGCUGAGAAGGAGAAUCUGUCUUUUCUAGAGACUUCAGCAUUAGAGGCCCAUAAUGUUGAGAAGGCAUUCCAAACCAUAUUAUUGGAUAUAUAUCAAAUUAUGAGUAAAAAGGCGCUGGCAGCACAAGAAGCAGCUUCCUCCACUGGCCUUCCUCAAGGGACAACCAUAAAUGUCUCAAAUUUGUCAGGUAACGUGGAAAAGAAAUCUUGUUGCUCAAAUUAAACAGGAUAGCUCUGUGUAAAAAAGGAGAGGAGUGAACUUGCUCGUAGAAAAAUAUAGUUAUAUGAAUUAGUAACAUGAGGAAUACUUGCUACCGGCCGCCAGAUUUUCGUUUAUAUUAUUCUCCUGGAAGAUGGGAGGGGACUAGUCUCUUAACACUCGCAAGUGAAUAUGCUGAACAUGGCAGUUUUAACAAAUUCGUCUUCGCUUUGGAAUGAAGUAAUUAUGAAAAGCAGCAAUGCAUUCGGAGUUAGGUUAUUUGGUACAGUUGGGGUUUAGUUGGAAGCAAUGUAACUAUAGUUUCUCAACAAUGUCACUCAUUUGGCUCUUCUGAUCUGCGUAUUUUUGUCUUCUUUCAUUCACAAUAAGAUAUUUCGUUUCUUUUAUUUAAUCUGAUGUUACUUGUGAUUA